This is a messenger RNA of Penicillium coprophilum, 1626 nucleotides long. RefSeq names its product Major facilitator superfamily domain general substrate transporter. Gene Ontology annotation, biological process: transmembrane transport; carbohydrate transport. The transcript has 4 exons. The coding region runs from base 1 to 1626 and encodes 541 amino acids. NCBI's taxonomy places the organism in Eukaryota, Fungi, Ascomycota, Eurotiomycetes, Eurotiales, Aspergillaceae. The record is from RefSeq and is a predicted model, not a curated record. Gene Ontology annotation, molecular function: carbohydrate:proton symporter activity. Gene Ontology annotation, cellular component: membrane.
AUGGCAGACAUUACGAAUUCAGGCCAACUGGCCGAGAAAGAAGGUGCCAGUGAUGCGAUGCAUCAUGAGCACAAGGAGGGCGUCAAGGUAGAGGUUCUUCAAGGUUCAGUGGCUUUGGAUAUGGCGCGUCGGACCAACCCUCCGCGCCCAUGGAGCGCUCAGAUGAUCAAGCUUUACUCAUUCUUGACUGUGGCGUAUCUUUGCUCAGCCCUAAACGGAUUCGAUGGCUCGCUUAUGGGUGCUCUUCUCCCUAUUCCGCAGUUUCGUGAAACCUUUGGCUCCGGUAUAGUCGGAUCUAAGGCCUCUUUGAUUCAGGGAAUGUACACUAUUGGAGGUGUUUGUGCGCUGCCGUUUGUUGGUAUUUUCCUGGAUACCUGGGGUCGCCGGUGUGGAAUGUUCGUUGGAUCCUGCUGUGUCAUUCUGGGCACUAUUCUUGGCGGAACCGCCAACCACAUGGAUCAAUUGCUUGCCAGCCGUUUCUUCCUUGGCUGGGGCUACUCUAUGGCAUCCUCCGCCGCACCCGCAUACGUCGUCGAGAUGAGUCAUCCUGCAUACCGCGACAUCUUGACCGGCCUUUACAAUUGCCAGUACUUUGUUGGCGCUAUUGCCGCUGCGGGUGCUUGUCGCGGAUGUCUGCGAUUCGAGAGCUCUCUCGCCUGGCGCAUUCCCAUCUGGUGCCAGCUAAUUUCGUCCAGCAUCGUGGUGCUAGCUGUUUGGUUCAUCCCUGAGUCUCCUCGCUGGCUUUAUAGUCAUGGGCGCCGCGAGGAAGCCUGGGAUGUCAUCAGCAAGUAUCACGGUGAGGGAUCCCGGGAUAACGCUUAUGUACACCUACAGGUCCGGGACUACGAGCAGGCCAUUAACCUUGAGGGUUCGGAUAAGAAGGCAUGGGACUUUAGAGAACUCGUUAACACGAAGGGCGCCAGAUGGCGUCUCCUUUGUGUGGGUAUCGCAUCAUUCAUGAGUCAGUGGGCGCAGGCUGGUGUCACGAGCUACUACAUUGGCGGCCUUCUGGCCACAGCUGGUAUUACCGACACAACAAGAGUUCUCAACGUCAAUCUCGGUAACACGAUUCUUUCCGCUGGUGGAGCUUACCUCGGAAGUUAUUUGGGCCCGAAAUUCCGACGCAGACCUAUGAUGAUUGGCGCCUCCAUUGCUUGCAGUCUCUGCUUUGCUAGCUUUUCAGCCACAACCGGUGUAUACGCCGAGACAGAAGCAUCAGCAGCGGCCACUGCUUCUAUUGUGUUCAUCUUCCUGAUCGGCUUCUGCUUCAGCUUUGGCUGGACCCCAUUGCAAGCCAUGUACGCGGUCGAAUGUCUUUCAUACGAGACCCGCGCCAAGGGAAUGGCCAUGUACUCCGUCUUCACCAAUAUUGCCUUGCUGGUGAACCAGUUCGGAUUCGGAAACGCCAUCAAUGCCAUCGGCUGGCAUACAUACAUCAUCCUAGCCGGCUGGAACAUUGUUCAGGGAGUGUUCAUCUACUUCUUCGCUGUUGAAACCAACGGACGGACCCUGGAAGAACUCUCGGAGAUCUUCGAAGCGCCCAAUCCCCGCAAGAAGAGUACUGAGAAACAAGAGGUCUUGGUCUCUGAGGUUGAGAACAAGGUUGUCGAAGUCAAGGGUGCAUAG